AUGGCGAUGGCAUUGGUGGCGCUGGUGGUGCCGGGUUUACCGGAGGAGGUGUCGAUGGCGUUGUUGGUGUUGGCGUCGCUGGUGAAGGCGGGGAUCCUGGUGCUGGGUUCGCGGGAGAAGGUGGGGACGGAGCUGGCGUCACCGGAGGGGACGGUGAAGGCGUUGAUGGUGCAGGCGCAACCGGGGAAGGUGGAGAUGGCGUCGCUGGCACAGGUGUCACGGGAGGCGACGCAGAUGGAGUUGGUGGCGCAGGUGUCACUGGCGGCACCACCGGUGGAGGAGACGCCGCAGGCGGCUGAGGAGGAGAAGAUUCUGGCGGGGCAGCAGGCGUCACCGGUGGCUGCGGGGGAGUGGACGAUGCCGGCGGAGCAGCGGGCGUGUUGGGUGGCUGCGGGGGAGGGGACGAUGCCGGUGGAGCUGCUGGCGUCACCGGUGGUUGCGGGGGAGGAGAUGAUGCCGGCGGAGCAGCUGGCGUCACGGGUGGCGGGAGAGGAGAAGAUGGUGGGGGAGCUGCUGGAGUCACCGGUAGAGGAGAAGACGGCGGCGGUGCAGCUGGCGUCACCGGCGACUCUGGUGGAGUUGAAGAUGGUGGCGGAGCGGUUGGUGCCACCGGCGGCGGGUCAGCUGGCGGCUCUGGUGGAGAAGUUGAUGGUGGAGGGGCUGCUGGUGUCACCGGUGGCGGGUCAGCUGGCGGCUCUGGUGGAGGAGUUGAUGGUGGCGGGGCUGCUGGUGUCACCGGCGGCGGGUCAGCAGGCGGCUGUGGUGGAGGAGAAGCUGGUGGCGGGUCAACCGGUGUCACCGGCGGAGGAGAAGAUGGCGGCGGAUCAACUGGCGUCACAGGCGGAGGAGAAGACGGCGGUGGAUCAACUGGAGUCACCGGUGUCUCUGGUGGCGAGUCAGCAGGCGGCAUCACCGGCGGCAGCGGAGGAGGCGAAGCUGGCGUCUCCGGGGGUGGAGGAGAUGGCGCAGGCGGUGGAGGCGGGAUCACGGGCGCGACAGGCGGCGACGGAGGAGGAGCACUGGGCGGCGGCGGCGGCAACGGUGGGGGUGAACUUGGCAACGGUGCAGGCGGCGGAGUGGACGGUGGCGGCGGGGGAGUAG
Molecule: messenger RNA, 1101 nt
Organism: Aegilops tauschii subsp. strangulata
Lineage: Eukaryota; Viridiplantae; Streptophyta; Magnoliopsida; Poales; Poaceae
Source: RefSeq, a predicted model, not a curated record